CCCAUUAUAUUUAAACUAGCAAAAUUAACCAGCUUAGCACUUUGACUGUCACAGUUUGCCUUCCCUGACAUGGGUAACCACCUCCGCAGUUGCUGCGGUAAUAACUCAGUUGGGGAAAAUUUAUGGUUGUUGCCCGGACCAUCCGGGCAAUACCAAGGUGCACAACCUUGGGACCCAUGUAAUAAGUAUGUGUGCACUGUUUCAAGUCUAAUUGCUUCCAUUUUGGAGCUACUGUAUAGCUGGAACCGACACUCGCGGACGGACAUAUCCAUUUUAUUAUUAUAGCUGAAAAUGUUACACAUUCUUGACUACUACUAUAAUAAUAGCCGAUGGAUUGCUACUCAUCCAUGUACCAGGAUUAGUGACGUAUCAGUCAAGUGCGGAUAAUCUACCCCAGUUACCAUGUUCAGCCUCUGAAGUCACAGCCAGUCAGUGUCAACACAGCAAAGAAACACCAAGCUGAAGGUGAACGGAAAUAAAGUCACAUGACUUGUACACAUUGACAACAAUAUAUAUAUGAUGGCAUUGCACGUAGGUUAGGUUAAGUUUUUCCGUGCCUAUUUUUCUUGAUUUUUUUCCUGUAUUCAAGCUGAAUGGCCCCACACUUGAGGUCAUGACUUCACACACGGGACACUGUUGGCAAGAUUAGAGGUGAGUUUAAGUUUACAGGGAAGAUUGGGAGGUAGUGAAUGUGUAAUGUGAUGGUGACUUCUUACUGACAAUAUCUUCCAUCUGAAUUGGAUACACAAAUGUUUUAUAAGGCAGGUUGUGUACAGUACAUGAGGUUUACUACGUGUAUUAGGUUUCAGUCUGAACUUCUCUAUCUUGACGUUCAGCCUAAACAUUUCGGGCUGCACGUUUGGGUUUGAAAGUUUCAGAAGGGAUUAUUUCAACUUGGACAUUCCCUGACAUGAUGUUCAAACUUUGCUCUCACUAACCUAAUAUAGCAAGGCCGCGAUGUGGAGGAAGGUUGUAAUGCCCCAGCGCCAGGGAGACCAAACAGUCGGGCAUCUUUAUUUCUUCAAUUUUGAGGGUGAUCCUAGAGGUAGCCCCAUUUUCGAGAUGGUGGGCGUGUGGGUGUUGAUGUCAGUGUUGUGUGUGGCUGGUCACGCCCACGCCCAGCUGGGGGAGACCGUGGAGGCCAACCAGAGUGACACUCGAGCCAUGGAGGAGACCAGCACCGAGAACAACCAGCUGGUGGCUGACUCUCACGAGAAGGAAGAAAAGGUGGAAGACGAGCUGGAGGAGGCGACGGUGGUGGUGACAAUGAGGACGCCGCGUAGAUGGAAGCCUGUAGAGGAGACCUACCUGGGCUGCAUCCAAGAAAACGACAACUUCACCAGCAGCCUCGUGUUUGUCAACCUCACGCAGGCGAGCAACGGAAGUGUGAGCGCCUCUGAGGCCUGCUACGACCUGUGCCUCAACAAAGUGCCCUUCUCCGUGUACAUCACCCUGGGGCCGCCCCUCCAAGGCAGCGUCGACUCAUGCGGCUGCUUCUACGAACACGACCUCAACCAAGACGACAUGGUUGCGAAGAGUAAAUGUGACGGCCAGACGAUGAACGUGUACAAGGUGUACUGCGGACCCAAUAACCUCAAGUGUUUCAACCGGGCCGGGGGUGUGGGUCGCCCCUCCCUGCCCCUGUUGGCUCUUCUGUUACUCUUGUUGCUGCUGUUGAGACCCUGCUGACGUUCUAGUGACAAGCUGACCAUCCUGACCUACCAUCACCUUCUGUUGUCACUCUCGACUUGUUCCUGGCGACGACUUGGUCACUUGAGUGCUGUUGGUUACCGUGUCACUCCUGCUGAAGCCUAAUCCUUUCUUCCCUACUGAAGCCUUACCCGUGGUGUUAUUGGUGGAGGCGAUGGAGAAAGGGGAAUUGGAAGUGAACGCCCCCCUUUCCCACCCCUGCUUCUCUUAGAUUUAUUGGAAAUAUCACAAGAGAAGCGCCGUUAACUUCAAGUGUCAAAGAGCCUCGUGGAUACUGUAAAACUAACUACUAAUUAGUCCCACGAGCGCUUAUUUUAUCGCCAUUAUUAUAUUACAGUAUAUGUGUGAUUUUCAGUAAUAUUAUGUAUCCCAGGUUUGUGUAUUGUUGCUCAGGUCUCAACCACAUUGUUUUUGUUGUUUAUCAAGCCUAGUCAUGUCAUGUGAUUAAAUUCUUUUAAUCGUUUUAAAGACUGUACUAAGUGUUUGUUGUAUUAGUGUACUGUAUAUGUACCAUUUACUAUGGAUUCAUCGUUGAAUUAAUAUUUAUUUUUUUCGAUGGCAUAAUAUAUACAGGGUACAUUAUCUGUGUUCCUUAUAUAUAAUCUAUUAUAUUUCACGACGCUGUAUGGAUGCGUCUGGUGCUGACAUUCCUGUGACAAUAGUCGUAGCUAUUUACCAAAUGCACAAGUAUAUUUUCUUGAAACUUAUAUCGUAACAAAACACUGUUAUCUUAAAUAUCUUAAGAUUUGUUUUUAAUUAUUUCUACAAGUUGUAUUUUAAUGGGAACUUGUCGCCAAUAUAAUGUAUAUCUCUAUAUUGCCUUAAUGUUAUUUAAGCAACUGAAUCUAAGAUGUUAAAGUUUUCAUAAAUAUCAUCUGUUAGUAGUAAUUUAUAGGUUCGUGCGUUAAUUCACCUACACAGUUCAGACACCUACACUAGAUCGCUAGACCUCAAAACUAUCUGAACGUCUUCUACAUCCAGGACAAAUUGUUUUAUUUACUAUGAGACUUGGACUUAGCGUGUGAGGGUGUUUACGUUACGUUGUCUCACUCACUACACUUACUCAGGUACUGUUAUUAACGGGUAAGGUUGUACUACUAUUCCCUUAUCUUAAAUAUUAUAAUGUAGAUUGCAGAUGAAUCAGUUUAAAACGUGGAUUUAUUUAGUAUAUUAUAGUACCUAACGUGUGUUGCAUGGAAAUUGUGAUUUAUUUCCAAAUUUGCCGUUCCAAUACUUCUGAGAAUAUAUAAAUGUCAUUGUAUUUACUAAUAGUGUAAUAUACUAUUCUAUUAUUAUAUGUUAACUGAGAGCCUGCAAAUUUUACGUCAGUUGUAGGUUUAAGAAUAAUAUUUAUGGAGUUUUCCCCAUUAAGCGCAAACCUCUGAAACAAAUCUAAAUGUACGAGGCUUCGGUUCUUGUUUGUUUACAGUGCAUCUAAAAAGUUUGAGUUACGAUUUGGCGGUGCUACUCAGCCUUGGUCAUUAAACCCAAGUAUUUAACAAAGCCAUGAUGUAUUUGUUUAUAACCCUUGGUGAAGUAGAAGUUAAACGUUUAGCCCCGAAUUUUGGUAGGUUUCAAUUACAAAAAGUUAGCUUAGAGUUGGUUAGAUGAACACUGUUGGUGAGUUCAGUGUCGUUAGCUUCAUGGAGACAGCUAAUACAAACACAUUUUAUGGUUUAUAUUUGCCUUAUUUUAUGAUGCAGAAAAGACUUCUUGCGCCUGAAACUCUUGAAGAAAAACAAAAUAUCUUACUAAUCGGAAAAUUUCCACUACGUACCUACUAUAAAACGAAAUCAAAUUUAUACAAGGAAUAUAAUGUGGGAAGCGACGAUUUCAGUCCCGGUGUUUAAAUUAGAGGACGAUUAUAAAUUUACUAUAAAAAAAUGAAACGAGAAAGAACAUCUACAGUAUGUAAACAAGACUCCCUCAGGUUUAAACCAUGAAUGACGGACGACAAGCAAAACGAACCAUCCAAAUCCCUAUCUAACCUCACCUAUCGAUAUUAUAUUUCACAUAAACUAGACAGAUUAGUAUAGGUUUGAUUAGUUCGUGUAAUAAUUAACACCGUAUAUUAAGUGACCAGCAACUCAUUUGCAGUAAAUAAUUGUUAAAUGCGUAAAUUUUGCCGCUAAAGUGUUCUUCAUUCUUACUAAACAAUAUUGAAAUGAAUAAUAAAUUUGCCCCCUCCAAUAAUAAAUAUUUGCUGAUCUAUUUGUGUUAGUAUAGUUGUUAAUAAUGUAACUAAUAGUCUUUGUGUACCAGGCGGUAGAGGUUGCUGACUCAGGGUACAGGUAAGAUCACACGCUGAGCUUAAGCUGUGGCUUUGAAUGAAACGCUUGUGUUGUUUUAAAGAGAACAGACUAAGUAAUGAUUGGAAUAUAUAAUGAAAAGGUCAUUCACCCCAUUCAUACGUAGUAAGUGUUGUUUCAGAGUGAAUAUACUAUUGUGCUUAUAGUUUUGUGCCAAGUAACACAUUGUCUUCAUAAUUGCAUUUGUGUAUGAAACAGUUGUCAUGUUAUUUGCAAGGAACGUUUAAUGUUAAUUCAAAGUGUAUUUCGAUUAUAUUAAUAAAAUAUAUAGUGUAAGAUGA
Homarus americanus (American lobster) is the source of this 4300-nucleotide messenger RNA. RefSeq lists its product as uncharacterized. Bases 958 to 1689 code for a protein of 243 amino acids. NCBI's taxonomy places the organism in Eukaryota, Metazoa, Arthropoda, Malacostraca, Decapoda, Nephropidae. The record is from RefSeq and is a predicted model, not a curated record. The transcript is spliced from 5 exons.